GAAACAGAGUAUGUAACUUCGUUACAUUCACCCCAAACGAAUCCAACCCCGGGAACGACAUCCGGAUUGUAGUUCCAAAACUGGAACCGAACACCUAUAUUGUUCCGGACUCGUUUCGCCUGUCGUACGAGUUCAAGAAAGAAAACACCAAAUCCUGGUUCAUGAAUAACCUCGGUAAACUUCUGUGCGAGCGACUCAUGAUAAGGGUGGGGGGUGAGAUAGUAUACGACAAUAACGGCGAAAGCCUAAUCGAAGUCUAUAAAGAUCUCUGGAAGAUCGACUCAAAAAGAGCUAACAUGGUAGAAUAUGGAAUUAUGAACGAAAACGCAAGAAAGAUGUUAUCGAAGGAUGACACUAUCUAUCUGACCGCAAAGGAGAACGGCGAUUAUGACCUGAUAAUGGCGAAGGUAUACAAGGAGCAGAAGAUGAAACUUGGAAAAAUUCUCAACGAUCAUGGUCCAUACGCACCAUACAACAUGAAAAGCGGAUUCGAGUACACGGUAACCCUUCCAAAAGCCGACAAGAUUAUGGUUGCACAGGCAAACGAGAAGGUGGAAGGAUAUACGCUGAAAAACAAACACCUGGAAUAUGAAUCCAUAGAGAACGAAGAACUAGCCAAACGAGUAAACGAAGGAUACGAAACCGGCAGGUCCCUAUCCUACGAACACAGAACAUUGCUGAAACCGACCGUGUGGGCGAAGGAUGCCACAAGGUUCAACGAGAGCAUAGACGUUCCGAGGGAAAGCAUGAGGGCUGUGGUUUUACUUUUCAGAAAAAGAACAGUAACCGACAGCGAGGAAUACGUUUUUCCAAGAAUCGAGAAG
This is a messenger RNA of Paramuricea clavata, 824 nucleotides long. NCBI's taxonomy places the organism in Eukaryota, Metazoa, Cnidaria, Anthozoa, Malacalcyonacea, Plexauridae. The record is from the annotation of a GenBank genome assembly.